Messenger RNA from Siniperca chuatsi (mandarin fish), 5863 nucleotides. RefSeq names its product copine VII (gene cpne7). Gene Ontology annotation, molecular function: calcium-dependent phospholipid binding. Gene Ontology annotation, cellular component: plasma membrane. Gene Ontology annotation, biological process: cellular response to calcium ion. The record is from RefSeq and is a predicted model, not a curated record. NCBI's taxonomy places the organism in Eukaryota, Metazoa, Chordata, Actinopteri, Centrarchiformes, Sinipercidae. Bases 366 to 2057 code for a protein of 563 amino acids. The transcript is spliced from 17 exons.
GAAGAAAAAAAAAUCAAGCAGUGUGUGUUAUGGGAGAGGAUUAAACAAGUGUGUUAAAGAGUAAAGAACAACGACAGCGUUUCAUUCUGGAAUUAAGAUCAUUUAAAAAGAGGAAGCACCAGAUUUGACCGUCUUACAAGAAUCUUUCCAGGGAUUUGAUCUAGACUCCUAAAAGCACAACCCCGCCACCUUCAUGUCCUGUCUCUCGUCAUUACUGAGUCAAAAGAGCCUGUCUCCUGUGAGCGUGCCACGUCUUUACUGAGAUCUCUCAACCCACCACUACAUUUUCCCAUCCCUUCGGAGCUACCAACAGCCUCAGGCCGUACUGCUUUGCUGGUUGGCAACUCUUCUUGCCCCGAGCCAGGAUGAAUGAUGUUCAGGAGGCCACCUCCCCUGCGACCAGCCUCAGCGGUCCAGCUACCUGCGUCUCCAAAGUAGAGCUGCGUGUGUCUUGCAAAGCUCUGCUGGACCGAGAUACGCUGAAUAAGUCAGACCCCUGUGUCAUACUCAUGGUACAGACCAACGGACAGUGGACAGAGCUGGACAGGACAGAAGUGAUCAAGAGCAACUUGCACCCGGUCUUUGCCAAGGUUUUCUCAUGGGACUACUACUUUGAGGAGGUUCAGAAGCUGCGAUUUGAAGUCUAUGACAUCCAUGGCACUCACAGCAUUGGGACCCGCGAUGAUGACUUCCUGGGUGGGGUGGAGUGCACUCUUGGCCAGAUUGUGGCCCAAAAGAAGAUGGUGAAGCCUUUGUUGCUUAAGUAUGGGAAAUAUGCCGGCAAAUCCACCAUCACGGUGCACGCUGAGGAAAUUUCUGGCAACAACGGGUAUGUGGAGCUCUCCUUCUGUGCCAAGAAGCUUGAUGAUAAGGAUCUCUUCAGCAAGUCAGACCCAUUUUUGGAAAUAUACCGAAUCAAUGAUGAUGAAACCGAACAGCUUGUGCACAGAACUGAGGUGAUUAAAAACAAUCUGAAUCCUGUGUGGGAGCCUUUCAAAGUGUCUCUCAUAUCCCUGUGCAGCUGUGAUGAGGAGCGGAAGCUCAAGUGCCUAGUGUGGGAUUAUGACUCCAGGGGGAAGCACGACUUCAUUGGCGAGUUCUACGCCACUUUCAGGGAAAUGCAGAAAAUUUCCAGUGGAAAUAAGGUGACGUGGGAUUGUGUGAAUCCCAAGUACAAACAGAAGAAGAGAAACUAUAAAAAUUCAGGAGUUGUCAUCCUCAGUGACCUUAAGCUCCACAGAGUGUACUCCUUCUUAGAUUACAUCAUGGGAGGAUGCCAGAUUCACUUUACGGUUGCCAUUGACUUCACAGCCUCCAAUGGAGACCCCAGGAACAGCUGCUCAUUGCACUACAUCAACCCGUACCAGCCCAACGAGUACCUGAAGGCUCUGAUAGCAGUGGGGGAGAUCUGUCAAGACUAUGAUAGUGACAAAAGAUUUUCAGCUUUGGGGUUUGGUGCCAGAAUCCCUCCAAAUUAUGAGGUGUCUCAUGACUUUGCCAUUAAUUUCAACCCAGAGGAUGAUGAAUGUGAAGAGAUCCAAGGAGUGGUUGAGGCAUACCAGAACUGCCUUCCUAAGAUCCAAUUGUAUGGCCCAACCAAUGUUUCUCCCAUCAUUAACAGGAUAGCCAAGCUGGCAGCAGGAGACGGCAACAUUAAAGAUGCUUCUCGAUACCACAUCCUGCUCAUCCUCACGGAUGGUGUAGUGACAGACAUGGCAGACACGCGUGAAGCUAUUGUACGGGCCUCCUACCAACCUCUCUCCAUAAUCAUUGUUGGUGUGGGCAAUGCAGACUUCACAGACAUGCAGAUUUUGGAUGGAGAUGAUGGAGUCCUACGCUCACCAAAGGGCGAGCCGGUCCUCAGGGACAUUGUGCAGUUCGUGCCCUUCAGAGACUUCAAAACGGCAUCACCUUCAGCCCUGGCCAAAUGUGUUCUGGCAGAGGUGCCCAAGCAAGUAGUAGAGUACUACAGCCAUAAGGCCAUCUCCCCUAUGUGUCCUGUGAGGGACUCAUCGACCCCCAUCCUCAGCCCAGUUGCCACCACCCCAACAGAAUAACCACCCACCCUGUUGCUGAGACUGAGCUUUGACCACAGCACCGGUCCAGCAAACUGAGAGGGAGAAAAGACGCAAGCCUCGCAAUUUUGGACAAGGACUGAAUAGAAAAUCUUUCGAAAUGUGUUGUUACUCAUUUAUUUAAUUUUUCACUGCUAUCAAAGUGUUUACACAUGGACAGUACGACAGAGACUGUGGGUUUUUUAUUUCUCUGCUCAGUGUGUAUCCAGCACUUCUCCCUGGUUGUCCCUGUGCAAAUUGACCAUCCAGCUGUUUCAGCAUCAUGAGUCCUGGAGGAUUGUUUUUUUCUCUCCUAAUUUUUAUGCAUGCAGGCCAAUGACUUUCAGCAUCUCAACUGUCUAUUAUGUUACUGUUUUCCUUAUGUCAUAUCUUCAGAUAAUUUUCAAGUUGUACUAUACUAUACUAUAGUAGUACUAUAUGUUGCAAUCAAAAUUAGAUUGCUCAACUUGAACAUACUGACAAUAUUUAGAGGUUACAAAUGACUCACAGGAGGUAUAAAGAAGAUGCUGCAUUCAGACCCGUUAUUAUUAUUACAUUGAUCUUCCCUCAUAUACUUAAGUCUGUCUGGGUGCAGGAUUGGCUGUAUUUUGAUUCUCAAUUACAAAUCAGCCUACCUAUUAUUUGACAUUGGAACAGACUAGUGGCAAAUCAUUAAUGCUUCAUUUUUCUAGUAAAAUAUAAAUUAACUACUAGAAUCUAUUGCUAAAAUUAAAAGCUCUGUUCCAAAGUGCACCAGCCAUUCGCAACAAACCAAAAAAUGUCCCGUCUGUAACAGCAUGAACUGUGAAUAACACCAUCCCUACCUAGCCAAUAAAAAAGCAACCGAUGCUGAGUGUGUUUGGCAGUUAGCAGGUGCAGGUCGCCAACUUAGUAUUUUCUCUGUAAAACGAUUAGUUAAAUGACAAUAAUUAGCUAAAACUUCAGUAAUUAGGCCUUAUUAAAAAACUAGGUGAGAAAACAGCAGCAAUGGAAAAAACUUUGUUCAGGUCUGACAUGUCACCACCUCAGACCUGUUCAACUUGUACAUCUGUGAAACUGCAAGUGACAUAAUUUCACCAAUAUGCGAUAUUUGCUAUAGCUUGAGCUCUUUGUAUGCUUUUUCAGUUACAACAGGAAGAUAACAAGUAAAACAAACACAGCAAGACAAACACAAAACAGAAAAUACAGUCAGGUCAUCAGCUGGCAGGUUGAAGUAGGAGAUGGAGUUUAGAUCAAAUGACAGCAAAAAGCCAAUUACAGUGAGUGCUGUAAAACACAUAGUAAUGUUCAUAAAACCAGAUCUGGAAUGUGUCAUAUCAGUUAAAUUUACAUCCGAUUAUUAAAAAUAAAAAAAUGUCUCUUACCAUAAAAUACCAUAAAAAGUUUUCUCAUCAUUGCACAUGUGUAUCACCAGAAAAAACAGUUCUGUAAAUCUCUUCUUUUCAUUUCAAGUAACUCUUGCCUGAAGGAUCACUAUUUACUUGAAAGGCUGCAUUUGAUUUUUCUGCUGUUCUAUUGAGGUUUACAAUGUUCAUCAUGAGUUAUGACCUUCACUUUCACUUGUCAGAUUGCCGUCAGUGCUCAGAGCGUAGCCUGUAACAAGUCAGAAAAAGCUGCCAUGUUUUGGUCUCAGUUUUUUACUGUUUUUCUGUUCUUUACUGCAAUGAAUCAUUCCUUUCCAUUGGUUUUUGAUUGCAUAUGCAAACUAAUAUUCCGCUGUGUUAAAGAAGGACAAAGUGGAUCUUUUAGAUCCAAAGAAAGCAUAAAAGUGGAACAUUUUAUGAGACCAGCAGUCUGACUGAAAAGCAUCAGCAACAUAAAUGCUUCACUGUUUUAAAACCUUACUGUUCACGUGAUACAGUAUAAAAUAUUGUUUGGUUUGGCCUGACUGUUCAUUAUUUGUGGCCUGUUCUAGUAAUGACUGUAUAUUUUGUAUAUUUGCUUAGUGUUUUUGCAUUUAUCUUAUAUGGUGUAUUUGUGCUCUGAAUGACUCUGAAUGGUGACUAAUUCACUUGGCCGAAAACCAAGCUGUCCCUGCCAUUAAAUGCAUCGGGAGAAUAUCUAGUCUUUACAGCUAUUCUUACAUACACAUAUCCACCCCCAAGCUGCAAAUAUCAAUCUGACUUUGAUUUGUCCUCUAGAGCUUUGCCAGCCCUCCCCAGAUACAGACUAUUGACUUCUCAUGAAUGCACCUAAACACAGCUAGCUCUGCUGUUGGCUGCUCUCUGAACUCCUUUGAAGACCACAACUAUUGAGGAUUCUUCAUUCACUGUGGAUCACAGGAUGAGGCCAAUUGAUUCAGCAGGCCUAGAUUUGGAGCCAUAGUUUCUUGAAUGUAAAUGAUCCUGGAGGGACUUUGGUGUUAUGACUGAAGCGCAGCUCCAUGUUUUACAACAGGGAGAGAAUGGAUGCAAAAAUUAGGAAAUAAACCACAUUUGACGUUAUAGGUUAUUUAUUGAGAAGCCUUGUCGUUUCUGUAUGAUGCAUAAUUUGUUUGUGUACUUAUACAUCUUAAUACAGUCUUUUAUUUUCAUACAUUUCAGAUUCACUUGUAAAAAGUGCAGUAUGUCAUUUUAAGUAUUCCUGGCUCUCAAAAGAUUUACAGCACAAAAAGUGUUUCAGUUCUAACAAAAAAGCAUUUUCAGAAGCCUUCAUCUAUGAAACCAGCUUUGUGCUUUCCCAUAAAUCUUCAGUGGCUACUUAUCCUGACUAAAUACAGCAGGACGUGCAGAUAUCAACCAAUAUUUCUGUUCCUUGAGGGCAAACCAGCUCACAUAUUAAUAUCUAAAAAGCAUCAGCACUUCUUCUGUGAUUCGUGCCUUACAUGGCAAUUCACUCUUUGUCCCCUAUUGACUGUAUCACCUUAAUGCUACUUUGCCUCAGGUUAUGAGCUGCACCAGCUCAAAUGGUUCAUUACCCCGUACUCUUAAGAUUUUUAUGAGAUGUGAUAUUGAUAGAUGACUGACCUCAGAACAUACAAAAUGUUAUUUCUUUAUCUAAUAAGUAACGUUUUCUUUGUUCUUAUUAUCAAUUAAGUAAUACAACAAUGCCAAAAUAAGUGUUUUCUCGGUUCAAACAUCAAUACAAUGAGCCAUGCAUAUGUUUCAUGCUCUUCUGGGAUUACCACCUGAAUUACAACAUGUAUUAGAUGUCUUAUGGUAAUACAUGUUAAACAGUGAUGCAUGGGUCUUUAGUGCUUUUCCAGAUUAGAAUAUUUUUUCAAUUGAAAACAGCUUUGUGAAAAAAAAACAUUCAUGUUUUAAUGGGAAACCAUCAUUUGUGCCACAGUGGUGCAAACAACAGUGAGCUGAAACACUGGAGACAAUAAGACCACAGUUCAUGGGCCAUCUUGCACUGCAGAUUAAAAAAAGCUGUGAAGAAUUCACUGAGCUGCUUAUUUCCCCUUAUCUAUGCUUGCACCAUUGUCAGAUAGAAUGAACAAGUCAUAGGUUUUACACCACACUGAUGUAUUUGAAAUUUCCCAUACGCACACACUCUCUCUCUCCUUCACCCAUCCACUGUUAAUCAGAACAAGGUUUACAGCCCAUAACCCUAAUAUGCAACUGGGUAACUGCAGGCUGUGUGGGUGAGAAGCAACCCAUGCAUCAUUAGUAAAUAUUUGAUUUCUUCAAAAGGAAGAAAGGGAUUUAUUGCAUGCUUACUUUUAUUGUUAAGCUGUGCUGUGCAGUCAUUUCUUUGGGUCUUAUGAUAUGCUAAUAUGCAAGCCUGCAUUUGCACAAACCUCUGUUCUUGUAGUUGAUGCUCUCUGUCUUGCAGUUAGGCAAAUAAAUCUCAUCAUUUAACUGAAA